AUGAAUUUUAAUUCCACAAAAAGCCAGAUCCUGCCAUAUACCAAAGGCUUGACGGGCGUCAACCUGUGGCUCAACAAUAUCACUAGGUAAAUUGGAAACCUUAACCUUUUUCUCCGCACACUUCUAAUUGGGAUUGAUGUAGUGAGGUUCUUUACGCUUCUUUGGUGUUGAUUGCAUUACUUAUUCUUAUACUACGAGCCGCGGAAAAGGGACAAGCACAUCUCCGAUUUCUCUCGACUCUCACACUUAUAAAUGACCAACAAAGGUACUGGAAGCACAGUCCUGGCGACUUCUGGCCAAAAGUCAAAAGAUGUCUGCUCACAGCUCCUCUCUUUCACAAAAGGCACAACAAGGAAAUACAGAUCUCGUCAACGACAAAUAUUGGGACUCUACCUUCAAGAUUUCAUGCCAUAUUCCUUGCGUUCUAUUUCCUCAGUAACGUCGUCUACUGCUGCCUGCUCGAUUAUAAUCAACCCAAGGCAGCGCUGUUUGCGGAGGCCCGAGGGAGAACCGGUCAUUUGGCUGUUGUUAACAUGGCCUCUCUGUUUAUAUUCGCUGCUAGGAACAACCCUUUAGUACCCAUACUGGGAAUUCCGUUCGACACAUUCAAUUUGCUCCAUCGCUGGGUUGGGCGAAUUGUGGUUUUUGAAGCACUUGCUCAUACCUUUUUUUGGGGCGCUAACAAUUAUAACGCAUGGGGAUUACAUGGGCUUGCUUCUCAUAUUCGCGCAGAUUUGUUUCUGAUAUACGGUCUUCUAGCGAUGGUUGCCAUGGUUACUCUAUUGUUUCAGUCGAUCUCGGUUAUUCGACACGCAUUUUAUGAGUCUUUUCUUCAUCUGCACCAAUUAUUGGUUGUCAUUAUUCUCAUAAGCAUUCUGUUACAUUGCACGAUACAGGAGCUUCCGCAAAAACCGUUCAUCUACAUUCUCAUAUCUUUCUGGGCACUGGAACGUCUGACGCGUCUCAUUCGAAUCUUCUGUCGGCGCGGGGCCACUGUACAGAUCGAGGCUUUGGCGGGUGGAGCUUGCCGAGUUACAUUUGAUGUUCGUGGCAAAUGGACCAAAUCACCAGGUUGCCACAUCUAUGCUUAUAUUCCAGGCGUAUCAUUUUGGAUGUCACACCCAUUCAGUGUUGCCUGGGUUGAUGAUAGAGCACCCAGCGAUCUUGAACCGGGUGAUCGUAACUCAUCUUUUACCGACACGGAAGCUGACUUCAAACCCGUGGGGAAAAGUAAGAGAAGUUUGGUGUCAUGUGUUAUCGCGAAAAGAACCGGCAUGACAGCCGCACUUUACCAUCAAGCGAGGCAAUCGCCAACUGGUAUCAUAAAACUGCGUGCCUUUGUGGAAGGGCCGUAUGGUGGGCUGGAGAAUAUGAGAUCGUAUGGAACAGUGGUACUUUUUGCUGGUGGCGUGGGGAUAACACACCAAGUUAGCCACGUUCGCGAUCUCGUAAAUGGAUUCGCUGAUGGCACUUGCUCUACGAGGAAGGUCGUUCUGAUAUGGUCCGUUCGAUCGGCCGAGCAAUUGGAAUGGAUUAGCCCAUGGCUGGAAGAGCUUUCAACAAUUUCGAAGAGAGGCUGUGAACUCAUUGUGCUGCAAUAUGUAACAAGGCCCUCUCCUGAUUUGGACGAUUCUUCAGAAGAUCUUGCGGACAAGGCAGAAGUGAUGUCGGAGGGAGUAAGAGAGGUUAAUCACCGUAAGACUUUCUGCAUCGGGAGGCCAAAUGUAGUCGAGAUCCUGAGCAGGCAGUUUGAGGAACGUGUCGGUGCUAUGAGUGUGGGUGUCUGUGGGCCAGGAGCUCUUGCUGACGAUGUCAGAGCUGCAGCUAGAAACCUCAUGGGGAGGGGAAACGUCGAUUUUUGGGAAGAGGCAUUUACUUGGUGA
Hymenoscyphus albidus is the source of this 1883-nucleotide messenger RNA. The record is from the annotation of a GenBank genome assembly. Lineage: Eukaryota; Fungi; Ascomycota; Leotiomycetes; Helotiales; Helotiaceae.